This is a messenger RNA of Sinocyclocheilus anshuiensis, 1931 nucleotides long. Its product is annotated as G protein pathway suppressor 2-like. NCBI's taxonomy places the organism in Eukaryota, Metazoa, Chordata, Actinopteri, Cypriniformes, Cyprinidae. The record is from RefSeq and is a predicted model, not a curated record. Gene Ontology annotation, cellular component: transcription regulator complex. The transcript is spliced from 13 exons. The coding region runs from base 198 to 1310 and encodes 370 amino acids. Gene Ontology annotation, biological process: regulation of transcription by RNA polymerase II. Gene Ontology annotation, molecular function: transcription coregulator activity.
GCGGAAGUGCGCCAUACUGGGUUUCCUGUCGUUUUCAUUUUGGUUAAUUACUGAUACGCUUGUUAAUUUUUCUUUAAAGAAAGCCUUCAGACAAGCUCAGCAUUCUUUUAAUCUCAGAAACGGACAAAAAUUGCCACAUCUCUUUCUCCUAAAUUAUAUUUUGCUCUAACUCGUAGUCUUUGGUUUUUAGAGUUGAUAUGCUGGCACCACCAAUUCCUACCAUCAUGCCGGCUCUUCUGGAGAGGCCCAAACUGUCUAAUGCCAUGGCACGUGCCUUGCAUAAGCACAUUAUGAGAGAGAGGGAGCGGAAGAGGCAAGAGGAGGAAGAGGUUGACAAAAUGAUGGAGCAGAAACUAAAAGAAGAGGAAGAGAGGAAGAGGAAGAAAGAGAUGGAAGAGAGAAUGUCCUUAGAGGAAACAAAAGAGCAGAUUAUGAAGAUGGGAGUGAAGCUGCAGGGUCUUCAAGAGGAGAAGCACCAGCUUUUUCUGCAGCUGAAGAAAGUCCUACAUGAGGAGGAGAAAAGACGUCGGAAAGAACAGAGUGACAUGACAACUCUGACUUCGGCAACAUACCAGCCAAACAUGUCCAUCCACAGUGGACCGCACCUUCUCAGCAUGCAAGCGGGUCAGGUUAGUCAUGGGCGUUCAGGUGCUCUUCUUGGGGAACGGAGUAAACAGCUCUUCCAGUCGCCAGUCAUUUCUACACGUCAUUUCCAGUCUCAGCCAGGAUUCAGUGCAGGUGGAACCGAGCAUGGCCAGUACUCUGGAGCCCAGGCGAGUCAUAGCCCGUAUGGAGUCAGCCAGCCGCAGCAUACAUCACCUUUUGCCUCCAGUCAGCCGGUGCCAGCCAAUUAUGCCAGUGGUUCACAACUUAGAGGUGCAUCAGCAUUCCAGGCCAUGCAGUACUUGCCCCAUCAGCAGCAGGGUUAUGCGGUCCACAGUCACUUCACCUCUCAGCCAGGUUAUAUCCCCAGCGCUGGGAUUCCCCUGCAGAAACAGUUGGAACAUGCUAACCAGCAGUCCGGCUUCACAGACUCAAGUUCAUUGAGGCCCAUGCAUCCACAGGCUCUGCAUGUCAGUGGUGCAGGUUUGCUGCCUACUGCUUCUAUUGCUGUCCAGAUCCCUCCUGGCAAGUCUGGCUUACCAUAUGCACAUCCACCAAGGCCAGCUUCCCCAGGCGCAUUCACGCAUGGAACGCCCUCACAACAAGCACAUGCGGCUACAUUUCAAAACUCUUCUCAACCAACCCCUCGCCACACCUACCUUUCUCACAGCCAGUCAGGGCAGAGGUUUUACCACCAUGGCAAAUAGCUAUUCAUUUCAGUCUCAUGCAGAAUGUUAGGGUGUGAAGAUAAGAUUCACCACUAACACUUUGGAGCCUUUUGGAUUAAAGCUACAUAGCACACAACGCUUGGCAUCAUAGUGUUACGAUGUGACUGUAUUACUGUCACACGCAAGUCAUUUUCUGUGUCAUUCUUCAGCUGUUAGACCUCCCUUUGCAACAGGGUAUGCCAUUUAUUUCAUUAUUACAGUGGGAUGUGUCUGAAAGUUUUUUUUUUAUGCAUUUGAAGACAUCGACAACAGCUGUGCCAACAUUAUAAUACCACUAUAUGUCACAACUAAAAUUAAAUCUUUUAAUUCUUUUAAAAUUAAAACUAACUAACAAUAUAGGAACAGACUAGAAGAUUGUAUUUCCAUGUUCUGUAACAGACCUCCCACUCAGUGCUGUCUAUAACUUGUAUUAACAUUGAUGAAUGCACCUUUUCCCUAAUUCAAAGAACAGGAAAAUAAUAUUUUCAUAAGAUUUUAAAUUGCAAAUGUGAUGUUUUUAGCCAACCAACUGAAUUUCACAAAACUGCACUUAAAAAUAUGAAUAUUAUUAAUAAUCUGUUUAAAAGAGCUUGUUAAAAUCCUAAAUAAAUAGCUGUGUAG